Acanthoscelides obtectus is the source of this 2741-nucleotide messenger RNA. The record is from the annotation of a GenBank genome assembly. NCBI's taxonomy places the organism in Eukaryota, Metazoa, Arthropoda, Insecta, Coleoptera, Chrysomelidae.
UUGGAUUGACAUAUUCUAUAUCUACUAAUUCUCUUAUUUCUUUUUCAGAUAUAAUGCAAGAACAGUUCGUGGAUUCUUGAAGCAAUUAAUCAUGACACGUAGAAGCAACUUUAUCAAUUACAUAGUGAUAGACACCUGAAAGUCUCAACAACAGCCAAAAUGCAUGUCAAUCAUAAUUUGAUAUCACUAAAAUGUGUUCUAUUCCUGUUCUUCGGGGCCAUUGGCAGCCUGUUUCCCUUCCUGCCAAUCCACAUGGACUCCAUUGGCCUGUCGAAAGACGAAUCCAUCCUGAUCUCAGCAGUAGCACCAAUAGUGGCCCUCUUGGGGCCCCUUGUAGCUGCGCCACUGGCUGACCGACUGGCCGGCGGUGUUGGGGGGGCCAAGAGGAGCAAAAACGGACGAUACCUGAGGGUUAUGAUCGCAGUUUGCAUGGUGCUUGGCACUAUCAUGUAUUGGCUGUUAUUGGCCAUUCCACCCAUUAUAAGGAGCCCUCCGAACGUAGCCUUUAUUUGUGACGAGAAUGGAGGCUUUAUCCUCCAGGAUAGAUGCGGAGCAGAAAAGACAUGUUACAACUGGGGAUCAAGUAAAGGGUCAGUGUUAGUGUCAGACUGUAUAUUCACGUGCAAUGCUUCAUCAUCUUAUGCAGGGGCUGUGACACCAAUCUAUACUGACGAAGAACCACUGUACAAUGUUGAUUCUGUAGAUUAUCUGGAUGAAAAUGCACCGCUGGAACCUGAGUUCCCGGCUCCUACAAGUGAAGCAGCUAAGUUCAUUCCUCAUCCACAUAUGUGUUUCAAAAAUUCGAGUGGUGGCAUUGUAUGCGAAGUUUACACUGAAUUUUCAAAACCGAUAGACUUCAGGAUAGGCUUAUAUCCCAAUAUAAAUGACGAAAAUGAUACUGAGUCUACUUGCAAAUAUCCUUUUGCCAACGAGUUUACCUGCCGUUUACCCCCAGACGUCCGUAAGAAUCUGACAAACGACGGCCAAGACGACUGUCAUCCCCUGGUGCUGUGCAAAAUCGAAAAUCCAUACGAGAACAGAGAUAGCCUCCUCAAAAGGUCUCAAUGCGGGUAUGAUAAUAUCAGCUAUUGGCUAUAUUUGUUCAUCAGGUGUAUCGCCGAUAUUUUCCCAGCAGCUGCUUGUACGCUACUUGCCACAGCUGUAGUGAUAGCCACCAGAGAGACAUCGACAGGUAGGGGAGAUGUCGGUAAACAAUUUGCUGCUGGAGCCCUGGGGCUGGCUAUUUUUGCUCCUAUUAUUGGCGGUGCUGCUAAUGGUAGAAUGUUGGAAGCAAUGAUCUGCUUUACCGUCCUGAUGGCUGUAGCAGUUGUAAUACUGUUAGUCGAUGGCUCUAUGCCGUUGAGCCCUCCAGAAUGGUGGUGGCAUACAAGAUGUGGACUACUAGCACUCCCUAUGUCUUCUGUGAGAAAGUAUGGUCUAGAAAUCGGCGCACUGGGUGUGGCGUUGUUUUUACUUGGAGUUUUUUGGAAUGCGAUUGAUACCUUCUUGCCAUGGCACAUUGUCGACAUCGACAAAGUGAAAGCAGAGCACAUGGCAAGUGGUAACGCAUCAAACGUCCACCUAGUGAUUGGAUUGUCAAUCACAGCAGGUGCACUGCCAGCUGUACUGUUCUUGAUAGCCGCUGAAAAGAUUGUUGAUUAUUGUGGACACUCGAAUCUGCUGAUUUUCUGCUUCAUCAAUUACAUUUACCACCAUUUAGCCCUGAUGUUCAUAGAAAAAGGCAGCUACUUGUUGUUCUGCGAAUGGAUGGAGAUUUUCACCUUGCACAUUAUGUAUAUUACUGCUGUCCUGUACCUGCGACAUCUGGUGCCUAGAAAAUUCACUGCCCUGGGUCAGGCACUGCCAAUUGUUGCUCAUUUCUGUCUAGGUCGUAGCCUGGGAGCCGUUCUGGGUGGAAUGGCGUUCACAGAGUACCCUAAAAAUUUCCAAGAUGUGCAUAGAGCCUUUACAAUCGCCGCAAUGAUAGUCGCUAUCGUUUAUUUCAUCGCAUACCAUUUCUACAUGAAGCCAAGGUGUGCCGCACCUUUACACCUGCCUCCUGAUCCGGCCCCUUCUGUAGUACAAAGUAAGUUUCAAGUAAACAAUAUACAAGGUGACCCAACGAAAACGUGGCACCCCUAUUUGUGACUCUCGUGGUACGUUUUGGUAAAAACGCUCAGUCAAGUCAAUUUUGAUUUCUAUGGGGACGUCUUUUCAUCUAUAGCCGUACAAUACAGGUUGAUCCAAAAUAAGAUAUUGCGUUAUACGAUACAAUCCCUUAUUAUUACGACUUCUAGAAUUUUAGUAUAAACUCAAAUAACUUCACAACGAUUGAAGAUUGGUAUAAACUUUAUUAUACAAAAGUUACUAAAAAAAUCUAUAGUGCAGCGCAGUAUCUAUUUUUAGAUCACUCUGCUAUAGAUGAAAAUACGUCCCCCUAGAAAUCAAAAUUGACGUAUCCGAGCGAUUUUCCCAAAAUGUACCAGGAUACUCACAAAUGGGGGUGCAAUCUUUUGGAUGGAGAGUACCGUAUCGGGAAAAUUUACUGUUGGAGCUUUAUAAUCUAUUCUGUAGCUUGAACUAAAAAAGUGUCUCUCUUUUGCUGCAUUUUGCUCACUUAUUAGUUUUUCAUGAAGAGCUCGACCACAUGGUACUUCUUGUCUCAUUUUAAACAAAAGCUUAUCCAUAGUUGAUUGUUUUUGGUUAUAUAUUAUUCUACCUUUUAGCGUCCUGAAAAUGAC